AUGGCGGAGAAGGCGCUGGAGGCCGUGGGCUGUGGACUAGGACCCGGGGCUGUGGCCAUGGCCGUGGCGCUGGAGGACGGGGCGGAGCCCCCGAUGCUGACCGCUCACCUGAAGAAAGUGGAGAACCACAUCACCGAAGCCCAGCGCUUCUCCCACCUCCCCAAGCGCUCAGCCGUGGACAUUGAGUUCGUGGAGCUGUCCUAUUCCGUGCGGGAGGGGCCCUGCUGGCGCAAACGGGGUUAUAAGACCCUCCUCAAGUGCCUAUCGGGUAAAUUCUGCCGCCGGGAGCUGAUUGGCAUCAUGGGCCCCUCAGGGGCUGGCAAGUCCACAUUCAUGAACAUCUUGGCAGGAUACAGGGAGUCUGGAAUGAAGGGGCAGAUCCUGGUCAACGGGAGGCCACGGGAACUGAGGACCUUCCGCAAGAUGUCCUGUUAUAUUAUGCAGGAUGACAUGCUGCUGCCACACCUCACGGUGCUGGAAGCCAUGAUGGUCUCUGCUAACCUGAAGCUGAGUGAGAAGCAAGAGGUGAAGAAGGAGCUGGUGACAGAGAUCCUGACGGCACUGGGCCUGAUGUCCUGCUCCCACACGAGGACAGCCCUGCUCUCCGGGGGGCAGAGGAAGCGCCUGGCCAUCGCCCUGGAGCUGGUUAACAACCCGCCUGUCAUGUUCUUUGAUGAGCCCACCAGUGGUCUGGACAGUGCCUCCUGUUUCCAAGUGGUGUCCCUCAUGAAGUCCCUGGCCCAGGGGGGCCGUACCAUCAUCUGCACCAUCCACCAGCCCAGUGCCAAGCUCUUCGAGAUGUUUGACAAGCUCUAUAUCCUGAGCCAGGGCCAAUGUAUCUUCAAGGGUGUGGUCACCAACCUGAUCCCCUAUCUGAAGGGGCUCGGCUUGCACUGCCCCACCUACCACAACCCGGCUGAUUUCAUCAUUGAGGUGGCCUCUGGAGAAUAUGGAGACCUGAACCCCAUGCUGUUCAGGGCUGUGCAGAAUGGGCUCUGUGCCAUGGCUGAGAAGAAGAGCAGCCCUGAGAAGAACGAGGUCCUCACCCCCUGCCCCCCUUGCCCUCCGGAAGUGGAUCCCAUCGAAAGCCACACCUUUGCCACCAGCACCCUCACACAGUUCUGCAUCCUCUUCAAGAGGACCUUCUUGUCCAUCCUCAGGGACACGGUCCUGACCCACCUACGGUUCAUGUCCCAUGUGUUGAUCGGCGUGCUCAUUGGUCUCCUCUACCUGCACAUCGGCAACGAUGCCAGCAAGGUCUUCAACAACACCGGCUGCCUCUUCUUCUCCAUGUUGUUCCUCAUGUUUGCUGCCCUUAUGCCAACCGUGCUCACCUUCUCCUUAGAGAUGGCAGUCUUCAUGAGGGAGCAUCUCAAUUACUGGUACAGUCUCAAAGCAUAUUACCUGGCCAAGACCAUGGCUGAUGUGCCCUUUCAGGUGGUGUGCCCAGUGGUGUACUGCAGCAUCGUGUACUGGAUGACAAGCCAGCCAGCGGAGACCAGCCGCUUCCUGCUCUUCUCAGCCCUGGCUACUGCCACAGCCUUGGUGGCCCAGUCUUUGGGGCUGCUGAUCGGAGCGGCCUCCAACUCCCUCCAGGUGGCCACCUUUGUGGGCCCGGUUACCGCCAUCCCUGUCCUCCUGUUCUCUGGUUUCUUUGUCAGCUUCAAGACCAUCCCCACUUACCUACAGUGGAGCUCCUACGUCUCCUACGUCAGGUAUGGCUUUGAGGGUGCCAUCCUGACCAUCUAUGGCAUGGAGCGAGGAGACCUCACCUGCUUGGAGGAACACUGCCCAUUCCAGAAGCCACAGAGUAUCCUGCGAGCACUGGAUGUGGAGGACGCCAAGCUCUACAUGGACUUCUUGGUCUUGGGCAUCUUCUUCCUGGCCCUGCGGCUGCUGGCAUACCUUGUACUCCGUUACCGGGUCAAGUCGGAGAGAUAGAGCCUUGCCCGGGCCUGCACCCCAGCCCCUGCAGCAGGAAGCCCCUAGGCCCAGCCCUUUGGGACUGUUUUAACCUUGUAGACUCGGGCACUGGUUGCUGGUGCAGCCACCCUCCCCUCUCUUGGCUCCUUCACAGGCUGGCUGUGAACUUCAGACUGCGCUCCCAGCCUUGGCCCUGGGAUCCGGGGCUCCAGCCCUCCCUGCCAUGCCCAGGGGUCUUCCCAAGUCGAUGCAGUUUGUAGCUUCCUCCCCACUCUCUCCAACAUCUGCAUGCAAAGACCACUAGGAGGCUGCCACCCUCCUUCCUGCCCUCAGCACCCUCCUCUGUUGUCUGCCUGGGAGCCCCAGGCUCUCCAGACCCCCACUUACAACUGACCAAAGUGGCCCCUCUUGGGGUCCCCACUACACAAGUGUUUGUAAACUGGGCUGUUCUAAGGUUGGGGUUCCAGGGCUGGGCCCUGGUGAGGUCCCCUGGAAAUCCCAUUUGGACGUUGGAAUAGAGCAGGGAAGGACUCUGGAAGUCUCUUCCUCCUCCUCACCUUCUCCCCACCUCAGGCCCUUGUUGGUUUAGACAAUCUGCUGGGACAGAAGCUGGGUUUUCUGUCUGGGUCAUCCCUCCCAGUCCUGGGGAUGGGAGAGGCCUAGGGCCAUGGGAUGCCCCGUCCCCCAUCCCAUCACCUUUGGUGGGGGCAGGGCCUGGUGGCACCUCUGCAAUAAUGUCUGUGUUUCUCUCCCACCUGCCACUGGAACUGGAGAAGGCACUUUAUUCUGGGGGGUGAGUGGGAGAAGACUCAAGUCUCCUUUCUCUGCUCCUGCCGCACGGUCCUGGAAUGCUCCGUCCCCUUUCCCGAGUUACAGGCACAUAGAUUCGAACAGGCGAUCUCAGCCCUACACAUACUCACUGUCCCCUAUGCCUCAGAGGAAGAGUGAUGGUGGCAUGGUGGUGGGUGCUGUUGGGAGGGCAGUGCCAACCUCCUCCUGGGGAUCCCACUUUGACUCUAAGGAUGAGGCUGGUGCUGCCCAGGGUGUCUCCAGGAUCUGCAGGUGUCUACCCCCUAGUCUUUCCUCCCUCCCAAGCCACGGGUGGCACAGGGCACUAGAUCCCUGGAGUUCAGGACCCAAUACAAGCACAAGCACGGGCAUAAAUUGGCCUUGGCCACUGCCACCCAAUGGCCCUUCUUUUGUGCGUCCAGCUGGCAUUCUCACUCCACACCCCUCCCCUAGCUGCUUGUUGCUCAUUCAAACUCCUGUCCAUGUAUCUCCUCCCUCUUCCCAUCAGCCAAGGUGGCCCCUGGGCAUCAGAGCAGCAUGCCCUAGGCACCAGGGUGACAGACAAACCUAGAGCAUGUCUGGCUUUCCUGGUGGGUCCAGGCUCAUUCUAUUUCUGAGUUCCCUUCCCUUGGGGCUCUUUCCCCCUUGUUCCUGUGCACAUAUCUCCCUACCUUCCCUCACCCUAACUUGGACUCCCCCAUCACACACAGAUGACAGUUGUAUUUGUGGGAUUUCACCCAUUAUUAAUAAAACCUAUAUUUAUACAGUA
Messenger RNA from Equus quagga, 3481 nucleotides. RefSeq names its product ATP binding cassette subfamily G member 4 (gene ABCG4). Gene Ontology annotation, molecular function: ABC-type transporter activity; ATP hydrolysis activity; ATP binding. Gene Ontology annotation, cellular component: plasma membrane. The record is from RefSeq and is a predicted model, not a curated record. Bases 1 to 1941 code for a protein of 646 amino acids. The transcript is spliced from 14 exons. NCBI's taxonomy places the organism in Eukaryota, Metazoa, Chordata, Mammalia, Perissodactyla, Equidae.